Messenger RNA from Trypanosoma theileri, 1692 nucleotides. RefSeq names its product putative glycosyl transferase-like. The record is from RefSeq and is a predicted model, not a curated record. NCBI's taxonomy places the organism in Eukaryota, Euglenozoa, Kinetoplastea, Trypanosomatida, Trypanosomatidae. The transcript has a single exon. Bases 1 to 1692 code for a protein of 563 amino acids.
AUGGGCCCAGUUCAUAUACACCGUAGGACUCUUUUAUUUAUUAAACACCAAAUCUUCUCUUCUUUGCUUAGAAUAUUUAUCUGCGGUUUAUUAAUAUUCCUUUUCGGUGUUUAUGUUGGAUCUUUUUUUUCCUAUGAACUUCAAGAAGGCUCUUCAUUUAGAGGAGAAGGUGGUAUAUGGAAUGGAAUGAAUAUUUUUGGUGGACAUUAUGGGCUUAGUGAAGCUGAAUCUUUCUUUAUAGAUAUUGAUGAAACUAAUACCAGUUGUCUGGAAUCUACUGUUAAGAUGUAUAAACAAUAUGCAGCCACUGCAGCUGCGGUUGAGCAAACAAGAAGUAGAGAAGGUAUGUUAAGAAUUGCUGGUUUCUCACGUUUAUGGAUUCCACCUCUUCAUGCCACUGGUGGUAUGCAGUUUCAUGCUUUUCAUAUCUAUUCACAACUAGCAGCACGAGGUCAUUACGUGCAUGUUUUCGUUUCUGGUUCUCAAAGAAAAGCAUUAAAAACAUUACGAUAUUGUACAGAUCCCAACACACAUUUAUCAACACUUUGCAAUGAUGAAAAUGCACUGCUUGUAGUACAGCAAAUUGCAUCUACAAAAGAUGGUGAAUACAGUGUGGAAUGGCUUAAAAAUUGCCAAGCUGCAUUUCAUGCUGUUCAUGCUAAAAAACCAUUUGAUGUUAUUCAUAGUGAAAGCUGGUCUGCAGUACCUAAUAUUUUUCAAUUGGGUGUACCUUUUGCUGUUACUUGGCAUGGAUCUAUGUUGGAUUGGUUUAGAAAUGAAUUAAAUUAUAUUGUACACAAUUUUCAUUUAAAACAUAAAAUGCCAGGUCCAAAUGUAAUGAAGCGUAUGCAAGCACUUUCCUCUGCGGUAGCAUUAGAGGAAUAUAUGCUUCUUACCGUUCCUCAUCAUAUUGUGAUAUCCGAUGUAGCGAAACAUGACUUAAUAAAUAUUCAACAUAUUCCACCAGAGCGGGUGGAACUUAUUUACAAUGGUGUGAACCGACAUUUAUUUCGACAACGUGAGGGCCGGGAAGUACGUAAUGCCUUUUUAACCCAACAUCAUGUACCUCUUGGGAAUUUUAUCGUGGGUUGCGGUGGUCGUUUAGAGGCUAUUAAAGGUCAUCUUCAACUUUCUACGGCAAUGCGUCUUAUUAUGAAAAGAUUUGGGGAUGUUACUCUCCUCGUUGCCGGGGAUGGAAAUCAAAAACCUCUUUAUCAAACUUUACGAGCGGAAGGAUUUUCUGUUGUGAUGUUAGGAAUGCUAAAUCAAGAAAACUUGGCUUAUUUCUAUCAAUCCCUGGAUGUUUUUGUGGAUCCCUUCUAUCAAUAUCAUGGUCUGAACACUGUGAUGAUUGAGGCGGCCCUGUCGGGAGUCCCGCUUGUGGUAACAGAUCUGGGAAGUGCACGCUCUGUCGUGCCGUGUAAAGCGUAUGGACGGCGAUUUCCUCUCGGCAAUGUACCCGCACUCGUUAGAGAGAUUUUAUAUUAUAAAGUACAUCCAGAGAAGGCCGCAGAGGCCGCACGUAAUGCCCGUGAACGGGCCAUGCAUCUCUUUGGAAGUGAUACGAUGGCAAGUCAAUAUGAAAGUCUCUUCUACCGUAUAAAGAAUCAACCAGUCGGGUCACAGAAUAUUACAGGGAAACUUGUAUGCAAUCAUGUCUAUCCGGCACUAUGUUACCGUGAAGUGUCUUAA